AUGAAGAUUGAAGCCGCUCCACUUCAUCAGAUACUUUCGGUAGACAUUUUAGCAACAACAACACAAUGUGGACAAUUUUUAGAUUCUAAAAAAAUUCUCCGACAGUCCAAACUUAUCGCAAAUUACCCAAAAAAAAACAAUUUCAGAAACAAUCAUGUCAAAGUUUAUGAACCGAAAGUUCAAUCGAAACAUGAAACUUUUAUUGCUUUUUUCCUUAAAUUCAAUUUUGAAUUUCAUGUUCCGCAUGAAAUUCUCUUUCUUAAAGUUAAUCUUCUGAACAGCCUUUGCAACUUUCUUACUAGCACUGACACGGACUCGACCAAACACAAUUAA
Molecule: messenger RNA, 333 nt
Organism: Clunio marinus
Lineage: Eukaryota; Metazoa; Arthropoda; Insecta; Diptera; Chironomidae
Source: the annotation of a GenBank genome assembly